This is a messenger RNA of Salpingoeca rosetta, 1610 nucleotides long. RefSeq lists its product as uncharacterized. The record is from RefSeq and is a predicted model, not a curated record. Gene Ontology annotation, biological process: copper ion homeostasis. NCBI's taxonomy places the organism in Eukaryota, Choanoflagellata, Craspedida, Salpingoecidae. The coding region runs from base 120 to 1610 and encodes 496 amino acids. Gene Ontology annotation, molecular function: nucleotide binding; P-type divalent copper transporter activity; copper ion binding. Gene Ontology annotation, cellular component: membrane. The transcript has 8 exons.
GCCGGUGACAAAGUGCCUGUGAAUUGGAUGGACGCACGCGUGCCAGAGACUGCAGGUGAAACGGACGAGGCCAUGAUCACGGGGGGGAAUCGAAUCCUGUCUCGUCUCCAAAGGCGUUGAUGACAUUGUCGUAUGGGCGGCACCAUGGUGCAUCGUUUUUGAGGCCACGCAUGUUGGCAGUGUGUCAAAGGCGCCCAUCCAGCAGACAAGCUGGCGAGGCGCUUUGUGUCAGGCAUCGUGUUGCUGUCAGUGUGUGGGUUACGCUGCUGACCUCGGGUGCCGCUGACACAUUGGAGCUCACGUUCAGUGCCGUGCUUGACAAGACGGGCACGCUGACGGUUGGAUCGCCACAAGUCACGUGCGUGCGCGUGCUCGGUGAUGACGACACGUGGAUGGAGGAGGACACCCUGUUGAAGCUGGUGACGGCUGCAGAGGCAAACAGCGAGCAUGCCCCUGGGCCAGGCGAUUAUGGUGCACGGCGGCGCUGUCUCCCGCGACGGACUUCACAGACGGUCUCUGCCCCAACGGCGAAGAGGGCGGUGCGCCUGCUGCGCCCGCACGGCCUGACCAUGGCCAUGCUCACGGGCGACAAGGAGGGCACUGCGCGGUCCAUUGGAGGCAGAGCAGCGUGCAGGAGCUGCAGGCGAAAGGGCGAGGUGGUGGCAAUAGUUGGCAACGGCAUCAACAUUGACCAUCCACUGGUCGUGGCAAGUGGCCACCUGUCCAGCGACACCAACGACGGAGUGCACACGAUCCGCCAAAGCACCAGCGUCCACGUCUCGGAGAUCCAAUCCAUUGCAACAGCCACUUCGUCACCUUCUCCUGUGCGCCUGUGGCAUCAUUUUGGCGAGGGCCAUGGCUUCAUCGGCACCAUGAGCGUGUCUGCGAGCAGAGAUCACCACCUGCUUUGUCGGAAGGCCGGUAGUUUUGACGGUGUUCAGCCUGGCCUCGUCGUCGUCGUCGUCGCGCGUGUUCCUGAUCCACAGCCCUCUUGCAGCAGGGCGCUCGUGCUCGCUGCCGGGUACGGUGGCGCAAGUGUUUGGGACCUGGACAAGCCCCUGCCGUGUGGCCGCGCUGCCGCCUUCCGUUUGGUGGCCAGCACAAUCGAUCAGAGGCAACAGCGGGGUGUGCACCAGCUCCGCAAUGGGGAGCGUGUCCUGACCACGUACACCCUGGAGCAGUGGAACAUGACAAGUGUUGUCAUUGUGCUGUGGAGCAUGCGAGGCUGGCAGCCAUCACUCAGCACCACGCCGGCCAGUGCCAGCUUUGAAUCAGCCACAUCAACACGCGACGCCAAGCACGUUCUCCUGUAUGGCCGAGCUUCGCGCGUUGCUGAGCUGCAGCGAGCCGUGCGCAUGUUCCCUGCCACCGUGAGCGCCGCCGUUCAGGAUGCCGAGACAGACACGCCUCUGCCUCUGUUGUCGAUUGCGGCCAACAAGGCCAGCCACGUGCCCGCACUCCGUGCCAGCGUGUCCUGGCUCGACUGCCGCCAUGGUGCAGUGUGUCGUGGACAAGCAGACGUCAUUGUGCUGAUGCGCACGUUUCCAAGCGAGCUUGCGCUUGCGACCUCCACCGCCGACAAGCAGUACAACCACCAGCAGCGAGCAUGA